Aphanomyces invadans is the source of this 1267-nucleotide messenger RNA. RefSeq lists its product as hypothetical. The coding region runs from base 193 to 912 and encodes 239 amino acids. The transcript has a single exon. The record is from RefSeq and is a predicted model, not a curated record. NCBI's taxonomy places the organism in Eukaryota, Oomycota, Saprolegniomycetes, Saprolegniales, Verrucalvaceae. Gene Ontology annotation, molecular function: oxygen binding; heme binding.
CUUCGGGAUUAGAGCAGCAUUUUGAUCACGCAACGGGAGGAACUUCCGUCGCGAACUGGAAGCGCCUGGCACGUUCGAUAUGGCCGUGGCGGCGUAGGGACGAAAAGAAGAAGCGACUGGGGGGGCCACGGUGGUCCGCGCGCACAUCCCUCACUUUCAAUUCGUCCACCAAACCCAAAGCACCUUCCAUUCAUGACCCGAACUGCCCCACACGUCGCUUCGUCCAAGGCCGCAUGCCCCUUUGCCAACGUGGACCUGGCUCUUGGAAUCGAUGACCCGACCGAUUAUGUGGUCGCAUGCCCUUUCCACUCCCAUGCAGCCGCCCCGAUAGCGUCAAUCACAACGCCUGUUGACCUCGUCGUUCGCAAUAGUACUUUCAUCACCACCGAUACUAGCGCUUCCCUUCUCCGUGACAUUGGAGGAGGUGACAAGAUACGAGAGUGUUGUACGCGGUUUUACGCCCAUGCGUUCUUGGACUCGCAGUUGAAGCCAUUCUUCUUCGAAGACGAUGGAGCGACGGCCCACGGCCACCGCCUCGCCAAUUGGAUCAUUGAGAAAAUGGGCGGCGAAGGGAAGCCGUGGACUGACAGUGGCCGUCUCGGCAUGCGUCAACGCAGCCACAGCAAGGCGUGGAAUUGUGUAAAGCGUCACGAAAGCGUACGAGGCGAUCAUUUUAACUUGGUGGACGCACGGACAUGGAUGCGAAUCCACUUUUGGGCCGCGAGGGAGUGUCGUUUACACCGUCACGAAGCGUUCUGGCGCUGGUACAUUCGGUUUCUGCAGCAUUUCAUUGCCGUGUACGAGCGACGAGCGGUGCCAUAUGCAAACGAUGACGCGAAUUGGUCCAAGAAACAGUCCAACCUCGACGCCUACAUUCAAUCCAACCACACAAUGCUAGACUUGCAUGGCUAAACAAAACGAUGAAGAUCCGUGUGCACCCGUCGUUGCGACUUGAACCAGUCGCCACCCUGAUACGAUUCACACACCUGGUGCAUCAUGUCAUUUCUCACAACGACAUCGAAGUUUAGCGUCAGAGUUCGUGCUUGUCCUCUAAGCUCAUGUGCAGUUUCAUUUCCCCAAGAUUGAUGCAGUGUGUCAAGGUCUGAAUUCAAAAGUUUUGAAUAGCCUCCGAAAUCUAAUGAGUACUCCCGAGUUUGGUCGCAGAUUCCCUGCCGUGGUAAGCGCCGCCCUCGAGGAUGACCUGCCCCAAGGGAGAUCGGUGGUCGUCGUUGCUAUAUAUAUGUUAAUACACUCGACUAGUUCUAUC